GGGAAGCAAAAGAAAGCCCGGAAAUAUGCGACCAUGAAGCGAAUGCUUAGUCUCAGAGAUCAGAGACUCACCUGACACUCGAGUAUUUAUGAAAGAAAUAAUGGGAAAACACCUAGAUGUCUCCAUUUUUAAAGAAAAGGAUAGAUUAAAACCGAAAAAGAAAGAAAAGAAAGAUCCCAGUGCCCUCAAGGAAAGAGAAGUCCCUCAACACCCUUCCUGCUUAUUCUUCCAAUAUAACACACAGCUGGGCCCACCUUACCACAUCCUGGUUGAUACCAACUUUAUCAACUUUUCCAUUAAAGCCAAACUGGACUUAGUGCAGUCAAUGAUGGACUGUCUGUAUGCCAAGUGUAUCCCUUGCAUAACUGACUGUGUAAUGGCUGAAAUUGAGAAGUUGGGGCAGAAGUAUCGAGUGGCUCUAAGGAUCGCCAAGGAUCCGAGAUUUGAACGAUUACCAUGCACACACAAAGGAACUUAUGCAGAUGACUGCUUAGUACAGAGGGUAACUCAGCACAAAUGUUACAUUGUGGCCACAGUUGACCGGGACCUUAAAAGAAGAAUCCGGAAGAUCCCUGGAGUUCCCAUCAUGUACAUUUCUAACCAUAGGUACAACAUUGAGCGGAUGCCAGAUGAUUACGGAGCCCCUCGGUUCUAAUUCUUAAAAGACAAAGUUCCUCUGCCUUCCUUCGACCAACUUUCUCUUUUGCCAGUUCACUAAACAUGCUAUAGCAUGAAUUCCACUCAUUUGCUCUGUAAUGAGCUGAGUGUGGUUAAAUACACUCACUUUUUAAUGUUGUUUUGAAAAUGAUAUUUUGUGUCAUUUUAAAAUUUGUUACAUCUUUUUGUAAAUCAGAUGAUUGCUCACAUAAUUUGGUGGUCAUUUUAUAUUGAUUUACUCAACAAGUGUUAUUAAGGUCAUACUAGGUACUUAAUAAGAUAUGGUCCUGUCCUCAAGAUACUCAUAUUAUGAUGGAAAAGAGAAAAAUGUAGAUGAAUAAAUAUGGAAAGAUAAUGAUGGUAGGAUGCAAAUAUGAGGGGGUAGACAUAUACAGGAGGAAAGAAUGAUUUCUUUCUACUUGUUCAGGAUAAGGAGGAAGAAAGGCUAGAGGUGGUUAUGUUUGAGUUAAUCUUUAAACAGUGAAUAGGUGCUUGCCCAGUAAAUGAGCUUAAGAAAAUGAGGCAAGUAAAUAAAUAAAUAUUUAAAAAAUAAAUAAAGCAAAAAAAAAUGAGGUAUAUGAAGCAUAUGAACAAAAGUGUGGAGAUGUGGAUAUUACAUGGAAUGAAUGUUCUUGGCCUGUUUAGACAGCUGCUAGAAGGUUUUAUAACUAGAACAUGGGGGAAAGGGGUCUGUACCCAAAUCCGAGACUCCAGAGUUAGGAGGUGGGAGGGAGAGGGCCUUAUAUGACAUGCCAAAGGGUUAGGACUUGAUCCUGAGGUCAAUAGGGAGUUUGAGAUUGUUGUUUUCUUAUUUCUGGUAUCUGCCCCCUGGUGGAUGAGGCUGGACUAAAGGCUUAUGCAAGUUUCCUGGCAGGAAGAAUCAGUACCUGCUCACUGCUGGGUGAAGCUUGGUCCUGGAUCUCUGGUGGGCAAGGCCAUGUCUAGAGGUGUUUGUGACUCAGGAAUUCUACUGAUGGAUGGGGCUGUGUUCCCAUCCAGUAUCUUGUUUGGCCUGAAGCUUCCCAGCCUGUAAGCCUAUAGGCUGUUUGGUGGGGCUAGGUCUUGGUGCUAAUGAUCCAAUCAAGAUGUCAACCUCCAAGAAAGCUCAUGUAGAUGAACACUCCUGGAAUGUCCACCACCAGCUUUUAUGUCCCUUGGGUGAGCCACAGCCGUUGCCUACCUCUCCAGGAGAUCCCAAGUUGCUUGAAUCCACAGAUGCAAUACCUUUGGUUAUGUAGGGCUGAUUGCAUUGUCAAAUGAUUUUUCUACAAAGGUAUCAAGACUAACCAUGGGUAAAGGACAGUCUCUUCAAGAAAUGAUACUGAGAAAACUGGAUAUCCACAUGCAAAAGAAUGAAGUUAGCUAGACCCUUACCUUACACCGUAUACAAAAAUGGACUCAAAGUGGAUUAUAGUCCUACACAUAUGACCUAAAACUAUAAAACUAGAAGAAAACUUAGGGAGAAAACUUCAGGACAUUGGAUUUAGCAAUGAUUUAUUGGAUGUGACACCCAAAGCAUAGACAAAAAAAGCAAAACUAGAUUAAUGGGCCUACAACAAACUUCAAAGCUUUUGUACAUCAAGGGAAACAAUCCAUAGAGUGAAAAGGCAAUCUAUGGAAAUGGAGAAAAUAUUUGGAAAUCUUAUAUGUGAUUAGGGAUUAAUAUCCAGCACUUAAAAGCAACUUCUGCAACUCAACAACAAAAAACAAAUAACCUGAAUUUUUAAAUGGGCAAAAGUCUUGAACAGACAAUUCUCUGAAGAAGAUAUACAAAUAACCAACAAGCAUAUGAAAAAGAUGCUCAACAUUACUAAUCAUGAGGGAAAUUCAAAUAAAAAACAAUGAGAUAUCACCUUACUCCCAUUAGGAUGGCCACUAUCAAAAGAAAAGCAUAUGAACAAGUGUAGGCGAGGAUAUGGCCAGCAUCCUAUUAUUUGGAACACUGUGCAUUUUUGGUAGGGUGUAAAAUGGUACAGCUGCUAUGGAAAACAGUACUUUUUGAGAUGGUCCCUCAAAAAAUUAAAUACAGAAUUACCCUAUGAUCUAGCAAUCUUACAUCUGUGUAUAUGUACAAUAGAAUUCAAAGCAGAAUCUCAGAGAGAUUUGCACACCCAUGUUUGCAGUAUUAUUCACAACAACCAAAAGGUAGAAGCAACCCAAAUAUCCACUUAAAAAUGAUAAAGAUGGCAAAUAUAAUGUGAUGUGCUUUUUUACUACAAUAAAAAACAUGAGAUCAGAGCAAUGCACAGAGAGAAAUGAAAGCUUAACUAUCAAAAGGAAGUCACACCUCUAUUAGGAAUUACUUUUUCAUUUGCUAUAGUCCUGUGGAGCUCGUGGACACAAGCCCUGUUGGCUUUCAGAGCUAAGUAUUUUAGGGACCUGUCCCUGGUGUGAGAACCUUCAAAGUUGGGGCACUUUUAGAUGUGGGUCCAAACAUUUUGCUCCUCAGGGAGAAGCUGGGAGUUGGGGGUUCCCUCCCAGCUGUAUGGUGCUGUGUUGAGGGUGAGGUUUUUGAUGAGAGUGUAUCUCAGCCUUUCCUACCCACUGUGAGGUAUUUUUUCAUUCACUCAGUGUGCAGAAGUCACUCGGCUAGUUUCUGGAUUUCUCUCAGAGGAAAUUGCUCUGUGUGUGGCUGUAGAUUCUGUGUGUCUGUGGGAGGAAGUGCAGGGGGCUUUUAUGUCACCAACUUGGUCCCUCUUCAUAAUAAGGAAAUUUUUUAAUUAUAGGAAAAUCCAAGGAAGUGCUCAAAAGUUGAUGGGGAUUUGCCAAAAGAAACAGGAACCAGCUGGAAAAGGCUCAUGUUAGCCAAAUUUGAGACAAUUUAAGGAUCAAAAUUAAUAAUGAUGGUAGUGAAUUAUCACAUGUUUAUUUUUUAUUGAUAUAUAUAUUUGAUAUAUAACUGUAAAUUUAUAGUGUGUACAUGUUGAUACACACUGAUUUUUAAUUUUAAGAAAUCCAUAUGUCCAUAAGAUAUUAAGAAUAAACAUGUCCAUAAGAUAGUAAGAAUAAACAAAAUGGGAGAGAUGGAGAGCUUUUUUUGUAUGGGAAUAUUACAACUGCUAAAUGUAGAGGAAUGAUAGAAAUACAAAAUCAUUUACAGUGACCAUUGUAAUAACUGACUCGGGCAAGGAUCAUCAGUGGUUGGCAGAAUCGUUGGUGAAAAGCUGUAGGGAACAAGAUGUUUUCAGAGCCUCAUUCCUCCACAGACUAUUAUAUAUACCUUUACAACAGAGAAAUAUGGCAAACACUGCCUUAACCAAAUGAUCAAACUUGGUAUCACUAUUGAUAGGACAAACUGACAUAAUGUACAUCAUGGUGUGAGGUAUAGAAGGAGACAUUACUUAUUUGUAUUUUUGUCCCCCCAAAUUAAAAAAAAAUGUUUUACAUAAAUCUAAUUAUGAGGAAACUGUCAAAUCCAAAAUUGAGGGACAUCCUGCAAAAUGAUUCGCUUGGAUUCUUAAAAAAUGUCAGUGUCAUGAAAGAAAAAUAAAGGCUGGAGAACUGUUUUAUAUCAAAGGAGACUAACUAGACAUGACAACUAAAUACCAUGUGUGAGCUUGAUUGGACUCUGAAUUUAAAAAAAAUUAGAAACUAUAAAGGAUAUUAUUGGGACAACUGAGGAAAUUUAAAUAAUGGGCUGAUUGUUAAAUAACAUAAUUAUACUUAUGUUAAACUUCCUUAGCACGAAUGUUGUAGUUGCUGGUAAGAAUACCCACAUUCCUAGGAAAUACAUGCUGAAUGUUUAGGUGUGAAGGAUCACAGUAUCUUAAAGUAACUGUUUAAUGGUUUGGGGAAAAACAGAUAGGUAGGUAGGUAGAUAGAUAGCUGGAUGAAAGAGCGGGAAGGAGAGAGAGAAUGUAGCAAAAUAUUAACAAAUAUGCCUAGAUGAAGAGUAUAGGGUGUUUGUUUACACAUUCUUACAACUUUUCCAUAGGUUUGGUAUUUUUCAAAAUAAAAAAUUUGGUGAAAAAAAUAAGAUCAGUGAGACAUACAGUAGAAAGAAAAGAUAACUAACAGAGUAGCGUCAAGAGAUGGAAUCUAGAGCAUAAAGGCCAGGAUUAACUUGGGACAGAAGAGCCACUCUGAAACUGGUGGAUAGGAGGCAGAGGAGGCUGCAAGUAAAGAUUAGUGUGUAGAUAUGUGAGCAGAUAUUGAAGGAGUUUGUGCCUACCAGUCUCAACAAUCUUUGUGAUGUUGUAACCAAGGCCAUUUAUUGAGGAACAAGGCUUGGGGUAGUGGUGAAGGAUUGAAAUAGUUACUGUAGUGAAUGGGAGAGGCCAGUGACAUAUAAAAUGAUGGCAAAGUAACAUUGAAAACCCAGGCGGGAUCGAAGAACCUGAGUGAGUUAGUGGCACCUGUUGUGUCAUGUAAUUUCUUCAGAACCAUUUAACAAAAGAAAGCAGAUAGGUGGAAUGAGCUGUAGUUGGGAAUUUACAUGGCAAGCACAACAGUAGAGCAAAGAGUUGAUGAUGAAUGCAAGAAAGAUUGAAAUGAUAUAACCUAGGUUCCAGAACUAGUAGAAAAGAAUUGAUAGGAAAGUGAAAUCAUGAGUGGAGUGUCAAACUGGGGAAAGGGAGUCAAGGGACAGGAGGUUCAAGAAGGUUGAUUAACAGAUAUAUUAAAAAUUAGGAAGUGAGAGAGCUAUAGAAAUAAAAGAUUGAGAUAGGUAAUUAGAACAAGAUAUCAGAAAUAGUACUAUUCCUGCAAAUAUAAGGGCUAAUGUUGCAUUUUGGGUACCAAUUGUGGAUAAAGAUUUUGAAAAUGACAUGAUGAGAGAACUUUGAGCCUAAAUUGUUCAGUGAUUCAUCCAUCUGUGUACUGAACAGAAACCAAGCAUUAAUAGCACACCCAAAGGCCAAUUGCCUUCCAUAUAAAUUGCCAAAUUGGUACUUCAUAAUUAACGAACUUGAAUCCUGUUAACUGAGUCAAAGGCAGGGCAUCUUACCCACAAACAUGUUAUCUAUAAAUUGGCAGGGAGCUCAUAAGAUGGACUGUCCUAAGGAAAUAGAUCCUCUCUUUAAGGAAUUUAGAUCUCAAGACAUGGAUUGUUGAACAGCUAUAGCAAGAGUAGAAACCAUACACAAAGAAAAGCUGGGGUGCACCUGACACAAGAGUACCAAGAUGGCAGAGUCCUAAUCAAGAACUUACUAAUGCUGAGACAGUGACAGCUAGGUCUACAUUGAGACCUAAGGGCAGCCAGUUCCUAAACUAUAUUCCAAUCCCUCUGUGACCUACGUAUGCAGCCCUUCUUCAAAGGGCCAAGUGGGGUUCCUGCAUUUCCAAGGGGCCCAACUGUGUUUCUGAGAUUCCUGUUACUGUAUGUAUCCUUAGAAUGCAUCUCCAGGUUUCAGUUAGGAUGCUUCUAGUGCAAGUAGCAGAAAUCCUAACUCAGUCUAUCUUAAACAGUAAGGAAAUGCAUCUCAAAUAACGGAAUUCAAAGGUAGUGCAGCUCUAUGCACAGCAUAAUCAGGGCUGAAGCUCUAUCUCUCUCAGUUUGACAUUCCCCCUUUGAUGACUUGUCAUCAAAGCCCCCAGUUGGCUGUAAACAGCAGUUGGAACAACAUGCCCCUUCUUCAUAUCUAUUGGUGAUAAAGAGGGUCUCUUCCCCAAACCAUGUAAUAUAAAUCCUUCUCUUCAGCAUGAUUGUGCCAACUUUGGGCAGAUGCCAAUCUUUGGCCUAAGAAAUGCCACGUGCUGAUUAUGUUAAGACAGAAUAUCUGAACCAAUAAAAGGCAAAGGGAUAUCACUGUGAUUGACUGAAACUACUCAGGAUCUACUCUUGGAGCUGGAGAUGGUCAGCUUUUUCUCAGUGACAUGGGAUAUGUAAAGAGAGAUGUGGACACUUGAACAAAAUUGGGAUUUUAUCAAGAUGGAAGAAGGAAGGAAACGAAUGUCCUGAAGGGAAACAGUAGUAUUCACUACACCUCAUUCUCAAACACUCAAACCUGUUGUUUGAGGUGGAACUAUACAAGUUGGAGCUAUGUUUCAGUCUAGAAAAAUUGUCUGAACAGUAGUUUUCCUGAAGUAACCCACUUUAAUAUUUCUUAAUUCUCCUUUAAUUUUCCCAUGUAAAAUAUAUAAUACUUCAUACAUUUAAAGGUAGACAUUUAUGUUAAUAUUUAACUAUAUAUGUGUAUUUAAAUGUAUACUUUUGAUUGUAUUAAAUACUGUAUAAUGUAUGCAGAUCUAUAAAAAAUUACAUAUAGAGUAUACAUGAGUAUAAAUAUACAUAGAGUAUAUUUGAGCUAUAAGGAAUAUUACUAAAAUGAACACCCUUACACCGAUAACCUGAUUAAAGAAAAGAAUAUUAUCCAUAAUUUUGAAACUUUCUGUCUAAUCCUCUCUGAUUACAUUCCUUCUCUCAACAACACCCCUCCUCUGAGGUAACCACUCUCCUGGAUUUUGUGUCUGUCAUCCUCUUGGUUUUCAUUAUAGUUUCACCCAUUACUUGUAUACCUUAACAAUAUGUUUGUAAUGUGUAUGCUUUUGAGCUGCCUAUAAAUGAAAACAUGCUGUAUAUAGUCUUUUAGUAGUAAAAUACACAAAACAUAAAACUUAUCAUUUUAACCAUUUUUAACUGUAUAGUUCAGUGGCAUUAAGUACAUUCACAUUGCCAUGCAACCAUCACUACCAUCCAACUCCAAUUUUUUUUUAUUUUCUAAAACUGAAACUCUGUACUCAUCAAACAAUAACUUCUAAUUCCUCCCUACCUCCAAUCUCCAUCAUCAUGAUUCCAUUUCUUGUCUCCAUGAAUUUGACCACUCUAGGUACCUUUUGUAAGUAGAAUCAUACAGUAUUUGUCCUUUUUGACUAGCUUAUUUCACUUGGCUUAAUGUUCGAGAGUCAUCCAUGUUGUAACAUGUAUCAGAAUUUCUUUCCUUUUAAAGUUGAAUAAUAUUCCAUUGUAUGUAUACGCAACAUUUUGUUUAGCCAGUCAUCUGUUGAUGGGCACUUGGGUUACUUCCACCUUUUGGCCAUUGUGAAUAAUGCUGCUGUGAACACAGGUGUACAAGAAUCUG
Messenger RNA from Camelus dromedarius (Arabian camel), 7676 nucleotides. RefSeq names its product FCF1 rRNA-processing protein (gene FCF1). The record is from RefSeq and is a predicted model, not a curated record. Gene Ontology annotation, cellular component: nucleolus; small-subunit processome. The coding region runs from base 89 to 655 and encodes 188 amino acids. The transcript has 8 exons. NCBI's taxonomy places the organism in Eukaryota, Metazoa, Chordata, Mammalia, Artiodactyla, Camelidae.